CACACCGGCCGCGCCACAGACACACGCCACGCACCGAGCCCGCCGGGCGCCGAGCGCAUCGCCCCGCGCCCGCACUCGCACUCACACUCACACUCGUGCGCAGGCCCCGCAGCCGCCGCGAUCGGAGGCGGUGCUCGGCCUGGAGCCCGGCAGGGGCCGGAGAAGGAGAGGACUUGGGUGAAGAGCUGCCACCGCACCUGAGACCCCACUGCUGCCACCGCCGCUGCUGUUACCGUGGGGACCUGCCUGAGACCAGGCCAGGGACAGAGCUUCACUGGUCAGAGGGGCUCCUUCCACCUGCAGAGAUCUGAGCAGAGACGACUGGCCGCCCUGAGCGCAAUUCAAUUCAACAGACAUUUACUGAGUGCCUACUAUGCGCCAGGCCUUAGGCUAGGCACUGGGGUGGGGGCGCAGAGAGGAAGAUGGAGUCCCGUCCUCAGGUAGCUCUGGGCUGGGGGGUGAGGAGAAGACAAGCAAGGGCUGAACAAGGACAUCUCAGUUCCAGGAGAGAAGCUGCCUGUAGGGUAGCAGCAGAUACCUGGGUACAAGUACUUCCCUGGAGAGCUGCUGUCCCUUGCCUGUGCCUCAGUUUCCCCAUCUGUAAAACAAGUGGUGGGGUGGGAUGGGGUGAGACAAUCUCUAGGAUCCUUCCAGAAGUCCAUGAGGGUGGAAUCAGGGCAUGGGGGAAGGCACGGUAGGGAGGCCCACACCCUUCCUGUGGAGAAGAAAUCUCUGAAGGCUUCCUGGAGGAGGAGGCACGAGGCCUGGGCUGCAGGGGGGUAGGGAAGGUGGAAAUGGUACCCCAGGGUCAGGAAGAGCAUGAGCUAAGGCCCAGGGGACACGUAGAUGGGAAUCCCUAUAACUCUGUAGGUUGAUAAGGGAUGUGGUAGGGUGUGAAGUUAGAGAGGGAGGGGGGGACCCAAGGCUUCAUGUUGGGGUUUGAGCUCUGUUCUGUGGGCUGUUGAGGACUGAGAGUCAGGAACCGUGGCCCUGCCUUGUGCUGCCCCCUUCACCUGCCCUCUCUCCUGCGUACACUUGACCAUCACGUUCCUGUAGAACCUGUGACCACGGUGGUGCCUGCAUGUGCUGGACACAUUGCGCAUCAGUUCCCAUGGCAACCCCAUAAAGUGGGCAUUACUGGGCCCCGUUCACAGACAAAGAUACUGAGGCUGAGAGAGGGAAGUUUUUGCCCAAGGUCAUGAUCUGACCCUCUGUCUUCCCAUGGUUCUUCCACUAGCUCUCACUUUUUUUUUGCGGGGUGGGGGGAGGGGGUGCGCAUCUCUGUCCUGUGUGACACCAGCCAUCCUAGGAACCCCCAAGCUCAUAGAAGUACCUGCCAAGGGCAGCGCAGUUGGGUGUGGAGGGUGGGGUUGGGCGAACCCUCAGAUGUUAGCAGGGCUGGCUUUCUCCAAGACCUGAGCUUCUGUCCCCACAGACAUCCUCUGAGAUGGGAGUGAGGCAGGGCUCCUUCCCACUUUACAGAUGAGCAGACUGAGGCCCUGGGAGUCCAAGGUCAAUGCAGUGACAGCAUGGGCAGGGAGUCCCAUCCUAUCAUCCAGCUAAGGCUGGAGGGACGUUCAAAUCCCCUGAGAUCUGUGCAGAAGCUGACCCCCACAGCCCUCCCCCCACCCCCAGGGAGUGGGAAAGACUGGCAUUAGAAUCACAGACCUGGGUUCAAAUCCUGGUUUUGUCUUGCACAAACAGUGUGAUCUUGAGCAAGUUAUUACUCUGAGCCUCAGUUUUCAUAUCUAUAAAGGGAGAUAGCAGGCUUCUUUCAUUCAGUCAUCAAUACAUGUUUAUUCAGAACCUACUGGGUAUCUGGUGUUGGCCUUUAGUGGAGAAUCAGACCUUUCCUCAGAGCACUCAGCUCAGGAGUCACAGCAGCGGUUUUCACUCUGGUUGUGAUGGAAGAAGCCCAGGGUGCCGUGGGAACCCACAGGAGGGACCCCAGCCAGACAAUUUUGAUUGGUGGAGGGAAGCAGGAGGGCAGGAGAAGAAGGCAGGAAACCAGCUCCGCAAGACCCCAGAGGCUGAGCUUCAGAUGAUCCUUGUUGGGAAUUUCCCAGAUUAGUACGGGAGCCGGUGAAGGCUUUUGAGCAAGGGAGCACCAUGCUCCGAUGGACGUUCAGAAUGCUCCUCCUCUGCUGGGUGGAGGGGGUGCUGAGAGUGGAGGCAGGGAGACCCUUGAGCAUGCAGAUUGAGAAAUUCACCUGGGGUGAGGAAGGAGACUGCAGCAGGACAGGAGCAGCGGGAGGGCGUACGCCAAGACCACCCAGGUGUGGGCACGUGGGGAUGCUCCUGCCUGGCUCAGGGACAGGGGAGAGAAGCAGGGGUGGGGGAGCAGGUGGGCAGUGGGAGGCGAGUCCAGUCAUGGAUGAGGACAGGCGGAGUUUCACGUGCCAGGGAGGGGUCCAGAAGGCAGUGGGAGGAAGAUGGUGGUUGGUACCAAGCUGCUAACAGAAGCCUUGGGAGGGGCAGAGAUGCUGGGCAGUAGGAGUGGCAAAGUAGGUUUGGGAAGAUCAGAGAGUGAGGACCAGGGCUUCAGGGAAGGUCCCUGCAAAGUAGCCCAAGGAGGGAGUGGCUUGGCAGGAAGGAGGAAUCCUGGGGUGUAGGGACUUAGGUCUGCCCGGGAGAUGACAGAAGUCACAUGUGUCAGGCAAUCUGCCCAGCGCCAGGAGCAUGGGAGGGGCCCAGGAGGAUCAGUUCCCACCUGGCUGUCACCAGAAAGCAGAACUGUAGUCUGUCCCCCACUGCCAUCCUGAGGAGAGGGGGCCACCAAGGAGGAGGAGGUGUUUGGGAAGGAGGGAAAGGGGAAGAAACAUUUGCAUGCGUAACAAGGCUGAAGUGAGGGAGAGAGAAAGAGGGAGCAGGGGAUGAAAAGAAAUUACCAUACGCCGGGAUCUUGUUAUUCAACCCAAUUUUCAAAGGACCACAGCUGUCGCACUGAGAUAAUCCGUUAAUUAUAACAGCCAUUGUGCUUUGGCAACGGGAGAGAAACCGAGGCUGGGGAGCAGGCUAAAGGCAGGGGUGGGAGCAGGUCUCUGAGGGGGCAGGAACAGGCAGGAAGGCAGACACUGUCCAGGGCUGGGCCUCAUCCCUUCCUCGCUGCCACUGUUGCAGCGAUGGGUCACAGGGACCCUGUUUGUGCCAGGCACUGUGCCACACCUGUGAGCCAGGCCAUCAUACCCAUUCUAGAGGUAGCUAUGAGCACUUACUAUGUGCCAGACCUGCUCCGAAGCUUCCGUUCUCCCACCCUCUGAGGUUGCGCCCUUCUAGUCCCAUUUUACAGAAGAGGAGACUGAGACUCAGAGGAGACGUAGCUUGCCUGGGCCAUGCUCUUCAUUCAGUGGCAGGGCCGGGAUUUAAGUUGAAGGUGGCCUGUCCUUCUAGGAGAACACUAAGGAGGGCCAGUCUCUAUGGGUUGGCCACGCAGACUUGGUGGACACGUGUCCCAGGCUGUGGUUUCUGUGCAGCCGGCAGUCCAUGGGGUGGCCCUCCCCUGGGCACUUCCGGGGCUCCUCCUGCCCAAACAGAGCUUCCUUGUUCUCUGGUGCCACAGCUGCAGGCCCCUGCAAGCCAUACCCCCCCUCAACCCCUGCAGAGAAGCCAGUCUCAGGGCUAGGAGAGGGACCCCAUGCGACCACCUGGUUCAGGACUGUGAUAGGCUGUCACCCUGGGAUGGGCCAGGCCCUGGCCAGCUAUGAGCCCAGGUGGCGGCCUGGGAGAGGCCGUGGGGAGGGUGGGCAGGAGUCCCAGGUGAGCAGAGCAAGGGGAACCUGAGCUCUGGGGGAGGGGCAGGAGCAAGGGUUCAUUCUAGAAGCCCCAGAGCCCUUUGCCGCAGUACCCGCUCUGGGCUGUGGCUUGAGCAGCCAAGGCUUUAGGCCUCCUGGUGUUCACAGCAGCCUUGGUGGGAGCCUCAGCCCAUCCUGGCUCGCAAUAUUUUAUGGAGGAGGAAUCGUAUUUGGGAGCCCGUUACUCCCAAACCCCAGCAGGAGCCCCCAACUUGACCCAGCAAACCGAGCAGCGUUGUUGAAGAGCCAGGGACCACGCAGGGUGACAGGCAGGUCAGGGGUGUGGGGGUGCUCUCCUGGUUUGGGGUCCCCGCUCCGGUGGGCCUGCUUGGAGGUGAGCAAGGGUUGUGGAUGGGCCAGGGUAGCCUUGUACCAUCAGUGACACAGAGGCCAAGUAGACUUUUAGGAUCAAAGAACUACAGAGCUCUUGAGCCCCAGAUUCGUAAUCAGAGACCUGCCAUCCCCACAAAAAGAUCUAUGCCUUCAGAGUGUCCCAGAGCCACAGAACCAGGGAGGCUCGCGCCAUCCGCCCUGUCUCCGCAGGGAUGUGGAAGGUGGGGAGCCAGUUCUUCCAGGUUUUCCAGUCAUUCCAGAAGUGGGGAUUUUAAAAAUAAAAUCUCCCAAGUUAUCAACAUUGGCAAGUAAUUCAAAAAAAUUUUUAAAGCCAUUGUCCAGAUGAAACAGGAACUCAUAGUAUGUCUUGACCCAGAGCCUGGUGCCAUGGAGGGUCAAAGCCACUUUGUAGCAGUUGUGAAACCUCAGUUUCCUCCUCUGUAAAGUGGGAAUAAAAACAGCAUGACUUAUGAGGUUGUGCAGAGGAUUAAGUGAGUUCACAUGAGAAGUGCUUAGGCCUACCUGUGUCAGCCCAGGACUCUGUUUUCAUUUUCCCCCCGGGGCUGCACUCUCUGCCGCCCGGAGCCUCCGCUUCUCCCCGUGGGCUCCAGCCGUGCCAGUCCGCCCCGGGGCAGCCCUGAGGGUGUUGGAAAGCAGGGAAAUAUUCACCCCUUGGGGCCCUGGAGAGGGAGCAGAGCCGGGAGGGUGGGCCUAGCCAGCGCCUGGUACAUAGUAGGUGCUCCAUAAAUGUUUAUUGAAUGAAUGAAUGGAGGCCAUGCAGGCAGAGGCAGCCGUGCGUGCGCAGGCACUGGUGAAAGAGCGGGUCCAGUGGAGACUGGAACCAGGUGACAGACGGGUCUCUUCCUUCCUGUCCCCGCCUUUCGUGCUCCCCCCUCAGAGUCCCAGUCUCCAGCCUCCUGUGGGAAUCAUCUGAAAUUCUGAGCCCAGAGCCCCAGGAGGAAGAGGAAGAGGCGGAGGAAGUCAAGCCCCGAGAACCUGGGCAUCUUCCUGGCAGGAAAGGAGCACCUCGGGGAAGCAGGCUGUGGGGCCCGCAGCCCCCCUGGCCUUGGUCUGGCUCUGGUGCCCGGCGACCAGAAGGCCCCCUGACGGUUGGCACUGGCCGUGCCCGCCUCACCUGGGGCCCCCGAGCUGGGGGUCCCCCCAAAGAUGGUGGCAGCCCCAGGGAGGACUGUGCUGCUGGCCCCAACCUCUGGCCACUAGGCCCCCCGGCGCCCCGGCCCCCCACCCUGAGCCAGGCCUGAGAGGGGGCCGUGGCUGGAGCCAUGCUGCGCCUGGGGCUGUGUGCGGCCGCGCUGCUGUGCGUGUGCCGGCCGGGAACCGUGCGCGCCGACUGCUGGCUCAUCGAGGGCGACAAGGGGUACGUGUGGCUGGCCAUCUGCAGCCAGAACCAGCCACCCUAUGAGACCAUCCCGCAGCACAUCAACAGCACUGUGCACGACCUGCGGCUCAACGAGAACAAGCUCAAGGCCGUGCUCUACUCCUCGCUCAACCGCUUCGGGAACCUCACCGACCUCAACCUCACCAAGAACGAGAUCUCCUACAUCGAGGACGGCGCCUUCCUGGGCCAGUCGAGCCUGCAGGUGCUGCAGCUGGGCUACAACAAGCUCAGCAACCUGACUGAGGGCAUGCUGCGGGGCAUGGGCCGCCUGCAGUUCCUCUUCGUGCAGCACAACCUCAUUGAGGUGGUGACACCUGCCGCCUUCUCCGAGUGCCCGAGCCUCAUCAGCAUCGACCUGUCCUCCAACCGCCUCAGCCGUCUCGACGGCGCCACCUUCGCCAGCCUGGCCAGCCUCAUGGUGUGCGAGCUGGCCGGCAACCCCUUCAACUGCGAGUGCGACCUCUUCGGCUUCCUGGCCUGGCUUGUGGUCUUCAACAAUGUAACCAAGAACUAUGACCGCCUGCAGUGCGAGUCUCCACGUGAGUUCGCCGGCUACCCGCUGCUGGUGCCCCGGCCCUACCACAGCCUCAACGCCAUCACCGUGCUCCAGGCCAAGUGCCGAAAUGGCUCGCUGCCCGCCCGGCCUGCGAGCCACCCCACGCCCUACUCCACUGACACCCAGAGGGAGCCUGACGAGAACUCAGGCUUCAGCCCCGAUGAGAUCCUGUCGGUGGAGCCGCCAGCCUCGUCCACCACGGACGCGUCAGCGGGGCCGGCCAUCAAGCUGCACCAGGUCACUUUCACCUCAGCCACCCUGGUGGUCAUCAUCCCACACCCGUACAGCAAGAUGUACGUGCUGGUCCAAUACAACAACAGCUACUUCUCCGACGUCAUGACACUCAAGAACAAGAAGGAGAUCGUGACGCUGGACAAGCUGCGGGCACACACCGAGUACACCUUCUGCGUGACCUCACUGCGAAACAGCCGCCGCUUCAACCACACCUGCCUGACCUUCACCACCAGGGACCCAGUGCCUGGUGACCUGGCACCCAGCACCUCCACCACCACCCACUACAUCAUGACCAUCCUGGGCUGCCUCUUCGGCAUGGUCAUCGUGCUGGGAGCCGUCUACUACUGCCUGCGCAAGCGACGCAUGCAGGAGGAGAAGCAGAAGUCAGUCAAGGUCAAGAAAACCAUCCUGGAGAUGCGCUAUGGGGCGGACGUGGACGCCGGCUCCGCGGUCCACGCCGCCCAGAAGCUGGGCGAGCCCCCUGUGCUGCCCGUGUCCCGAAUGUCUUCCAUCCCCUCCAUGAUCGGGGAGAAGCUGCCCACUGCCUCCAAGGGGCUGGAGGCUGGGUUGGACACGCCCAAGGUAGCCACCAAGGGCAACUAUAUCGAGGUGCGCACGGGCACGGGCAGCGAGGGCCUGGCGCGGCCGGAGGAUGACCUCCCUGAGCUGGAGAACGGCCAGGGCUCGGCCGCUGAGAUCUCCACCAUCGCCAAGGAGGUGGACAAGGUCAACCAGAUCAUUAACAAUUGCAUCGAUGCCCUCAAGCUGGACUCGGCCUCUUUCCUGGGGAGUGGCAGUGGUGGCGGGGACCCUGAGAUGGCCUUCGAGUGCCAGUCCCUCCCUGCGGCGUCCACCACUUCCUCCACCGCCACCCCUGUUCCUGGGGUGCUGGAGCGGCCCAGCUUCCUCUCGCCCCCCUAUAAGGAGGGCUCCCAUCACCCGCUGCAGCGCCAGCUGAGCGCCGAUGCCGCCGUGGCUCGAAAGACCUGCAGCGUCUCCUCCAGCGGCUCCAUCAAGAGCGCCAAGGUUUUCAGCCUGGACGUGCCGGAUCAUCCGGCCACUCCGGGGCUGGCCAAGGGCGACUCCAAGUACAUCGAGAAGGGCAGCCCCCUCAACAGCCCGCUGGACCGGCUCCCGUUGGUGCCGGCCAGCAGCAGCGGGAGUAGCGGCGGCGGUGGUGGCACCGUCCACCACCUGGAGGUGAAGCCCGCCUACCACUGCAGCGAGCACCGGCACAGCUUCCCGGCCCUGUACUAUGAGGAGGGCACCGACAGCCUGAGCCAGCGUGUGUCCUUCCUCAAGCCGCUGACCCGCACCAAGCGGGACUCCACCUACUCGCAGCUCUCCCCCAGACACUACUACUCAGGUUACUCCUCCAGCCCUGAGUACUCGUCCGAGAGCACGCACAAGAUCUGGGAACGCUUCCGGCCCUACAAGAAGCACCACCGGGAGGAGGUGUACAUGGCCGCCGGCCACGCCCUGCGCAAGAAGGUCCAGUUCGCCAAGGACGAGGACCUGCAUGACAUCCUCGAUUACUGGAAGGGGGUCUCGGCCCAGCAGAAGCUGUGACCCUCUCCCCACCCCCGACCCUGGUGAGGUUGGAGGGGGCGGGCCAGGGGCACGCGGGGAAGGGCCGGGGCGGCCGGGGCGGCCGGGCAGGGCGCGCUGGGGGCCGAGGAGUGGACGCACACGCACACCCGCACGCACGCACCCACGCACACACCUGACCACCACCUGACUGUGAACAACCACCACCCGACAAUAACGGACAGGAAAACAAAGACAUGUUCUCCUUAAAGUUUACACACUGAUACCGAAACCAGUGGUCUUUACUGUGCUGCCCAGGGACUCUGCCGGGGUGU
Capra hircus (goat) is the source of this 8175-nucleotide messenger RNA. RefSeq names its product extracellular leucine rich repeat and fibronectin type III domain containing 2 (gene ELFN2). The record is from RefSeq and is a predicted model, not a curated record. The transcript is spliced from 4 exons. NCBI's taxonomy places the organism in Eukaryota, Metazoa, Chordata, Mammalia, Artiodactyla, Bovidae. Gene Ontology annotation, cellular component: plasma membrane. Gene Ontology annotation, molecular function: protein binding. The coding region runs from base 5408 to 7882 and encodes 824 amino acids.